This is a messenger RNA of Drosophila sulfurigaster albostrigata, 1468 nucleotides long. RefSeq names its product zinc carboxypeptidase. Gene Ontology annotation, biological process: proteolysis. NCBI's taxonomy places the organism in Eukaryota, Metazoa, Arthropoda, Insecta, Diptera, Drosophilidae. Gene Ontology annotation, molecular function: zinc ion binding; metallocarboxypeptidase activity. The record is from RefSeq and is a predicted model, not a curated record. The transcript has a single exon. Bases 97 to 1446 code for a protein of 449 amino acids.
UACACACCCACACGAAAAAGCCUCUCUUAAAGGUUACGUUGAUAGCCGCAGGGCAGAUUAGAAAUCUAAAGUGGUUUUGUCUGUCGCAGAGUGAAGAUGUACCUCCAUCCGCUGCUGUUAUUACUAACAGUGGUUGUGCCCACUGCUUGGGCUGCUAAUUUCUGCACCAAGUCCAGCCAAUGUGCAUUGGGAGUGGAUUCCUCGUCAACAGCAGCAACAACAAAUGUUCCAGUGCAAGCGCGUUACGAUUACACCCGUAUCUAUAAUGUAGAGCUGGCCACAGCUGAACAAGUGAAGCUAUUCCAAUCUCUGGAAGCCGCAAGCGACUCGUGCAGCUUUAUGGGACAUGCGCGCGCUCCUGGACAGAAGCUAACUAUAAUGGUGGCUGGACAGAAGGUGGCUGACUUCGAUGAUCUGCUGCAUAGCUACAACGUGAGCCACCGUAUCCUAAACUAUAACUUCCAGGAUCUGAUAGAUGCUAGCUAUGCUGAGGUUGCUCCCAAUAACACGCCUGCUGCAGAGUUCGAUUGGAAGCGUUUCUUCCAGCUGGAAAGCAUUUAUGGUUGGCUAGAAAAGCAGGCUCAAGAUCACCCGGGAGUGGUUACGGUAUUGGAUUUGGGAUCAAGCACUCAAGGACUGCCCAUAAAGGGAGUGCGCAUAGCCUUCGGUUUGGAAAACGUCACCAGUGUGUUCGUCGAGAGCGGUAUCCAUGCCCGCGAGUGGAUUGCUCCUGCGACGGCCACCUACUUCAUCGAUCAGUUGCUCCACUCCUCUGAUCCUGCAGUGAAAUCCUUGGCACGCUCUCACAAUUGGUUGAUCUUUCCCGCUGUGAAUCCAGAUGGCUAUCAAUAUACUUUCAAUGGGGAUCGCAUGUGGCGCAAGAAUCGCAAUCUCUUUGGCAUCUGUCGUGGUGUGGACUUAAAUCGUAACUUUCCAUUGAGCUGGAACAGCACAGGAGCCAGUGGCAACCCCUGUCAUUAUGAUUUCUCAGGUCCAUCGGCUGCCAGUGAAGUGGAAACCCAACGCAUAAUUCAAUUUCUCGAGGCACGAGCUGAGUCAGAUCGCGUUCGUACUUAUCUGGCACUCCAUAGUUACUCCCAACUGAUCAUGUUUCCCUAUGGUCAUUCGGCGGAACGUGUGGAGAACUAUUCGGAUCUCAAGGAGAUUGGUCAGAAGGCAUCGGAUCGCAUUAAGGAGAUAAGUGGACGCGUCUACAAGAGUGGCAGCAUCUAUGAGACCAUCUAUCCCUCGAGUGGAGGCUCCAAGGACUGGGCGCAUGGCCAGCUAAAGAUACCCAUUACCUUCACCUUUGAGCUUCGCGGACCUCCGGAGAGCGAAGAGCUGUUUAUCUUGUCGGCCAAGGAAAUAGAACCAACUGCACGAGAGUCAUUUGCAGCGGUUCAAACAAUUAUCGACGAGGCUGCCAAGCGUGGAUAUUAUCAAUAAAUUACAACAGAGCCUUUAAUAA